Salvelinus sp. IW2-2015 is the source of this 2358-nucleotide messenger RNA. RefSeq names its product probable G-protein coupled receptor 173. Gene Ontology annotation, biological process: G protein-coupled receptor signaling pathway. The record is from RefSeq and is a predicted model, not a curated record. Gene Ontology annotation, cellular component: plasma membrane. Gene Ontology annotation, molecular function: G protein-coupled receptor activity. Lineage: Eukaryota; Metazoa; Chordata; Actinopteri; Salmoniformes; Salmonidae.
UUCCGAAAGAUCCCGAAUCUUACAUCGCUAAUUCCGAAGGGAGCCGAGGAAAACCCGAGGUUCCGCGCAUAGACGAGAGCCGCUGUUUCCAAUUCACCAUUGCUAACAGCCAUUUCAUUUAGGUCAUUUCUAGUUUUCAUUAUUUAUACAAUGACUGAGGAUGGAUUCCGAACGACUUGACAUGUCCGUGAAAGACCUGGGAUUUGGGAUUUAUCACCGCAAACAAUGAAUCGUUUUUUCAAUCCCAUCAAAGACCAAACCAGACGGGUGCAUUUUUAAAUAUAUAGGGCGCCUACAGUGUACAUAUUUUCAAAAAGGAUGACUGCACUCUGAACGGAGUCCGCAUAUUGGCCUACAGUUGAAUAUGGAAGAGGAUGGGUUAUCACUGAAAAUAUAAAAUCACAAGAGACUAGAAUGGUCGAAAAAAGGCGUCUCUUUUUUUGAUGGAGAAUCCAACAAGCAGAGCAAGCCCCACAAUAAAAGCGUGAUGUUCUGUAAUAUGACCACCGUUAUUUUCAAAAUUGAGAUGCGUUUACCAGUGAUAGGAUCCAGUUGAUGACAUUCACCGAGAAAUAAGUAUUUGAAAACAGAAAAGAUUGUCAGAAUUGGAAUUUACCCAUUUGUUCUAUUCUGUCAGUGUGAUGGGAAUUUAUUGCUGAACAUUGGGAGAGCUUUAUGGAAAACCCGAAGACAUGACAUGCACACGAAAAAAGAGGAAACGAUCCUUUUUGUUCUUUAAAACCUGUGUUUAUUUAAGAAGUCUGCAACAGGCUUAAUUGACGGGGGAGCCUUGCAAAAGUAAAAGUAUAUGUGCAUUAAGAUCUGAUUCUACUGAGGUGACAAUACCCUGUAUAAAUGAUGUUUUCAGUCAUUUAAUUGUGAAGGAUGUCGACAUUCAUUGUGGAUUAUAUUUGGAAUUUAUGCUCGUUUUGUUGACCCCUCUAUGCCAUUUACUGUUGCUUUACCAUGAUCUUUGAAUCAUUUUAUAUUUAAUGUGGACUGCAACAAGCGGCCUAGAAUAAAAUCCUAAACCUUUGUCUCGAGGACAAGCAUAAUAAAUAAGGAGCUGAAGCUGUGAGAAGAAGAGGCACGAGAGGUAGAGCUACAGGAAACAAGGGGCUUAGUGAAAAAUGGGGCAAUGCGGACUGAAGCGCUCCGGUUCCAUGUGAGAUCAAAAGGAGAGGCAACCACGAGGACGAACGAAAGGGCAGCUGGAGGAGGAGGCGGAGGAGGAGAGGGAGAAGGAGGAGUGGAUUUMAGGAGAGAAGUGGGCAUAACCUGGGAGACAAAGGGAUGGCCAAUGGCAACGAGACCAGUGAGGGGCUCGCCGGUCCCCUGGCGGCGGUGGUGGCCACGACGGGAGGGAUGGCAGUCGGGGGCCCUUCGUCAGCUGUGUCCACCUACAUCAAACUGGUCCUACUGGGGCUAAUCAUCUGCAUCAGCCUGGUGGGGAACCUGGUGGUGUCUCUGCUGGUCCUCAGGGACCGGGCCCUGCACAAGGCCCCCUACUACUUCCUGCUGGACCUGUGCCUGGCCGACACCAUCCGCUCGGCCGUCUGCUUCCCCUUCGUGCUGGUGUCCAUCAAGAACGGCUCGGCCUGGACCUACAGCGUGCUCAGCUGCAAGGUGGUGGCCUUCAUGGCCGUGCUCUUCUGCUUCCAUGCCGCCUUCAUGUUGUUUUGCAUCAGCGUGACGCGCUACAUGGCCAUCGCCCACCACCGCUUCUACUCCAAGCGCAUGACCUUCUGGACGUGCGUGGCGGUGGUGUGCAUGGUGUGGACACUGUCGGUGGCCAUGGCCUUCCCACCUGUCUUUGAUGUGGGCACCUACAAGUUCAUCCGCGAGGAGGACCAGUGCAUCUUCGAGCACCGCUACUUCAAGGCAAACGACACACUGGGCUUUAUGCUGAUGCUGGCCGUGCUGAUCCUGGCCACGCACGUGGUCUACAUGAAACUGCUGCUCUUCGAGUACAAGCACCGCAAGAUGAAGCCCGUCCAGAUGGUGCCAGCUAUUAGCCAAAACUGGACCUUCCAUGGGCCUGGCGCCACCGGCCAGGCGGCAGCCAACUGGAUCGCAGGCUUUGGUCGGGGCCCCAUGCCGCCCACCCUGCUGGGCAUCCGGCAGAACUUGCACAACCAGAACCGGCGCCUGUUGGGCAUGGAGGAGUUCAAGGCGGAGAAGCAGCUCGGCAGGAUGUUCUACGUGAUCACCCUGUUGUUCYUGGUGCUGUGGUCACCCUACAUAGUGGCCUGCUACUGGCGGGUGUUUGUCAAGGCCUGCACGUGCUCGAAGAGAUCACCAAACCAAGCGCCCAAAUUCACAACAUCUUUUUCAUUCCUUGUUUUCACAGAUCAAUAA